This is a messenger RNA of Malus domestica (apple), 3409 nucleotides long. The record is from RefSeq and is a predicted model, not a curated record. NCBI's taxonomy places the organism in Eukaryota, Viridiplantae, Streptophyta, Magnoliopsida, Rosales, Rosaceae.
AAAAGAUAUAUGAACGAAUUUUCCCAUUUUGCCCUCAUAUCAGAUUUUGAAACCAUUCGAAUUUGCUUCCCACUCAACUCAACCACUUGAAUCCCCCGCACACACAAAUCCAGAUUCGAAACAGAAACAGAAACAGAAACAUAAACCCCCUUCAUCUGCGAUUCACUCAUUUCGUUCCAGGAGCCCCAUUCCAGUCACUGUUAGCAGCAGAUCCCAACUUUCUACAGAUCUUUACUGCAUUAGAGCCUCUCACAAGUUGAUGAUAAAGGGAAAUGGAGGACGUAUAUGAAGAACUAGACGAAGCUAAAGCAGAGGUGGAGAGGCUUAAGACUGAAGUCCGGGUUAAGACUGAACUCUCUGAUGCUUUGAAGAAAGCUCACAAUGAGCAGUUGAUUAAGUUUCAAGAAGCGAAGCGGGAGAAUGAGAAACAAGCUCAAGAACUAAAUGUCAAGCUUGAGGAAAUUUCUCAAUUAAGGCAGGCUUCUGAAACCCUCCAGUCUCGUUUGCUUGAAAAAGAAUCGUUGCUUAGGCAUUUGACUACUUUGCAUGAAAAACUCCGAGCUGAUAGUGAGAAGAAAUUGCUAGAAUUGGAAGGGGAAAAUAGAGAGUUAGUAUCUGCCUUAGAUGAAGCUACUGAGAGAAACAUAGAGUUGGAGCAGAAUUUUGGUGCUAGUACUAAAGAGAUUGAGGGCCUUAAAAGACUCUUAUCGACUAUAGAGAGGAAGUGUUUCGAGGCAGAGCAGAACGCUCGUGAAGCCAAAGAACUGAGACAAAGAGAUGACGUCAUAAUGGGGUUAGAGGAGGAAAAUAGAAAUGCUCGAGAUCAGCUGAAAUGGAAAAAAGAACAGUUUACACAUCUUGAAGAAGCACAUAGACGGCUCCGAGCUGAGUUCCAGUUGGGUAAAGAGGAGUGGGAGAGGGAAAAAUCAGCACUGCUUGAAGAGAUCUCUUUGUUGCAGACAAACUUGGAUUCCCAAACUAGAAUUCUUGAAGGCGUUCAAAAACGUUUGGAAAUGUGCAACCAUGCUUUAGCUCAUGAAGAAAGCAAGAGGAAGUUUUUGGAGGUUGAAGUGUCUGAAUUCAGAUCACGUUACGAGAAUGUGUUUGCCCAGUGUGAAGAAGAAAGGUCAAAGUUUGAUAGCUUGACUGUUCAAAGGGAUGAAGAGAUUGCUAAGCUAAGAAACUCAUUGUCAACAAAAGAAUCACUCUCCAAAGAAACGGAAUUUAGAAUUGUUCACCUUGAGCGAGAGAAUCGGGAAUUGAGAGAAUCUAUAAAAGAACUGCAGGAAGCUCAAAUCAGAAAUUGUGCCCCAGCUUCUCUAACAAAGUUGCGAAACAAGCUUAGGGGCAUGGAGCAGACACAUAGCAACUGUUCCACAAAUCUGAAAGCAAAAGAAUCUGAAGUGAGUCUCCUAAUAGAGAAGAUGAAAGGAGAUGUAAACAGGCACAAUUUUGAAUUGAAGGAUAGAGAGGAGCAAAUACAGAAGCUUCAGAUGGAGCUAAAAAGCUGCCAUUCAGUGAUCGACGUUUUAAAUUUAGAGAUUUCAGUACUAUUUACGAUCUUUAAAUCAGAACUCUCAGAGGCUUACUCCAACAAAUCUGAUGAAAACACUGAGAUGGAGCUGUGUAAUAGAAUGGAUGACAAGAUCUCUCUACUUCAAACAGAGUUGGAGAUGAAGAACAGUGAUUUAAGAAAUGCUCAUCUUAAGCUUGAACAAGAGCACAUCAAAGCAGAAAUGCUAAUGAAGAGGGGAAGGUCCUUGGAGCUCGCUGAACAGCAGCAGGUUAUCAUGGAGGAAGAGGUUCAACGACUUAAAGAGAUGCUUGAGGAAUCAUCUGUGCAUCAACUUUACAUGAAAGAACAAUUUGUGCAGAUGGAAGUGGAGAAACGAGAAGUAUCUUUGGCUUUAGAAAAGGCAAAUCUUGAAUUGACUGAGGAAGUUUGUGAAGCAAGUCAGCUAGAAUUUGAAUUACAGAAUUGGAAAUCUCGAGCUGAAAGAUUGAAAGUGUGCUGGCAAGGAAAUCAAGAAAAAUGUAGACAAAUGGAGGAUUCACUUCUUGCACAAGCUGAGUAUGAAGAAACCCUUAAGCAUGAGAAAGACCGCCUCAUCACCAUUAUCAAAGAGGAAACUAAAAAAAGGGAAGUUCUGCAGCAGAAGAUUGUCCUUCUAGAAGCUACAGUUGCAGCAGCAAAGAAUGAGGAAGUGGAAUUCAUCCCAGAAAUCACAGAGAACCUUAUGAAAAAUGCACAGGAGAAGGAUAGCUGCAUAGAAAAACUCCAAAAUGAUAUCAUGCAGAUGGAGCAAGAGGCCAUGACAAGAGAAGUGGAAGCAGCAAUUUUUGCAAGCAUAGAUGCAGAGAAAACCGUUGGACUAGAGAAAGACAAGCUUUUCAAGGUUAUAAAUGAGAAAGAUGAGGAAAUAAAGAAUCUUCAAGUACUGGCAUCAUCAUUAGAGCAAGACUUGACAAGUGCAUUUAUAUCGUCCUUCUCAGAAGUUGUAGAAAAUUUGGUUACAAUUGAAAAGCUUACUGAAGCUUUGAAGAAGGCCAAACAUAUGACAGAGCUAGAGAUUGAAGAGAAGAACAUGAGACUUGUUGAGUUGGAAAAGGAAGUAUCUGGUUUGCGAAAAAGUUUGAAAAAUCAGGAGGAAGCCUUGUUUACUGAAAAACGACAAGCAGAUGGACUUCAAGCAUUAUUGGAAGCCAAUAAACUGGAAAAUGACAAACUGAUGGGUGAACAGAGGAGACUGGAAGGCAUAAACAAGCAACUUGAGUUUGAAAAACAGGUUCUCUUUCAAGACACCGCAAGUCUAUCAAAAGAUAGGGAGCACGUUCUUGUUCACUUCGAAGAAUUCUGUGAUCGCAUGGGGGACUUCACUUGUGAGGAUGUGGAGAUGAUGAAUCUUUUGGAUACAAUAUUGCAAACGUGCAAGGAAGAGGUGAAACCAGCAAUGAAUUUGAAAGUGGAUAAUGAGCUCUAUGAUUCUACCCAAGAGAAUGAAAACAAUUCUAUUUCAACCUCAGCAAGAAAACUUGAAGCAUGUAUUACUGGAAGAUCACCACUGAAAGAAAUGAAUCAGCAGGAGUUUGUAACUAAGAGAAGGAAUACGAGUUUUCACUUAAGAAUAUGACACGAGAGGUGCCAGAAUCGAAGAAAAGGGUUUGAGACCGUAUCGAGCUUGAACCAGUUAGCAAAUGGCAAGGGCAAACAAAUAUUUUGUAUUUACUGCUGUGUGUUGUUUUGUGAGUUACCACGAAGCUCUUAUAAUUUUUCCUUUGUAUGAGACUGAGCUGUGACGAAACAUGCACUUGAAAUUCAGUUCCCAAAUGCAAUCAUCCCUAUAAAAUCCUUGUGUUGUUGAAAAUUGUAAAUUUCAGUUGUUAAAAAAAAUUAAAAAUGUUGCAAGUA